Messenger RNA from Prinia subflava (tawny-flanked prinia), 4792 nucleotides. It is a transcript of the gene CD40, whose product is annotated as CD40 molecule. Bases 113 to 955 code for a protein of 280 amino acids. The transcript has 9 exons. Gene Ontology annotation, cellular component: membrane; external side of plasma membrane; CD40 receptor complex. The record is from RefSeq and is a predicted model, not a curated record. Lineage: Eukaryota; Metazoa; Chordata; Aves; Passeriformes; Cisticolidae. Gene Ontology annotation, biological process: positive regulation of tyrosine phosphorylation of STAT protein; defense response to virus; response to type II interferon. Gene Ontology annotation, molecular function: transmembrane signaling receptor activity; protein binding; antigen binding.
GAGCUGUCCCCACCCGGGCCCGGCGGGGAAGCCCCGGGGCGGGCGGCCCCUUCCUGGGCGGGAACGGACGGCAGCGUUCUUAGGAGGGCGGCGGCGGCCGGGGCGCAGCGCCAUGAACCGGCUGGGGCUUUGGGGACUGCUCUGCGCGGCGCUGCUGGGCUGCUGGGAGCCUGGUGAUGCCCUGACAUGCUUUGAUAAGCAGUACAUAUACAAGAGCAGAUGCUGCAACCGGUGUCGGCCAGGGGAAAAGCUGGUCUCUGAGUGCAAUAAAACAGAAGACUCUGUCUGUGCCCCUUGUGAGAGCGGGCACUAUCAGCCAAGCUGGACCAAGGAGAAACACUGUGCUCCUCAUGAUAUCUGUGAAGGCAAUGCUGGCCUCAUUGUGAAGAGGCAAGGAAAUACAACACACAACACAGUGUGCCAGUGCCAGGCUGGCAUGCACUGCUCUGACAUCAGCUGCCAGACCUGCGUGGAGAACCAGCCUUGCCAGCUUGGCUCUGGCUUUGUGGCAGCCAAGGCUGUGGACCGGAUGUCAUCCCCCUGUGAACCCUGUGCAGAAGGCACCUUCUCCAACGUCUCUUCUAAAACCGAGCCAUGCCACCCCUGGACAAGUUGUGAGGAAAAGGGGCUGCUGGUGAAGGUGAAAGGGACAAACUCCUCGGAUGUGAUCUGCGAGUCAAACAGGCGCUCCUCGCUGUCAGUGCUGAUCCCCAUCACAGCUGCAGUUGUCACAUGCCUCGUGGGCGUCUGCAUCUACUGCCUGGUCCACACAGAUUCCAAGCGACGGAUGCCGAAGGAGAUAGAGGCUGGGGAGCCCGGAGAGAACCCAGAUACCCCGCAGCCCACGGAGCAGGAUGAGAAUGUCUUGCCUGUGCAGGAGACCCUACUCAGGGGCCAGCCUGUGGCCCAGGAGGAUGGCAAGGAGAGCCGCAUCUCAGAGCAGGAGAUGCUGUGAAGGCACAGGGCACUGCCUCCAACAGGAGCACAGACUGGGGACAGCACCAUCUCCUCUGUCCCCUCUCCAGCUGGGGAGGAAAUCUGGCAUGUGGCCUGGCUGCAAAUGAUAUGAUGCUGCAGUGGACCAUGGCACGACCACCUCAUGGGAAUACCACCACAACUCCUGGUCUGGUCACCUGCACAGGGCUGUUCUGGUGGAGCAAGACUUGGCUGCCUGCAUGAGGACAUGGAACAGAGCUCCAUCCUGCUUCCUGCCCAAGUGAUGCCAUGAAGCCCAGCAUGGCCACUCGCCUGCUGAGCCCUUGCAGAGCCCGCUGCAGCCCCUGGCCGUAGCACAGAGUCACUGUUGACAGAAAGACCCUGGCACGGAGCUCGGUUUCCCUGAGUGCUGGAGAAACCAGGGCUUGGAAAGUGGGCUGCUAGUGUGAGAUCACCACGGCAGAGCUCCGUUCCCUCUCCGGAGCGCUGUAAAAGUGCUGCCCGUGCUGGAGCAGGGCUUGGUGGGUGCUGGCAUCCGGACAGGGCACCCCGGCCCGGCCCCGGCCCCUCCGUGCCGCCUGGCGCGGGGACAGGGCUGGGAUGGCGGCAGGGCCGGAGCGCAGACACCAGCGUGCGGCGGCCGGGAGAUGGUGCUGCGGGACCGGCGCGGGCUGCGCGGGGCGGCACCGGCACCGCCCGCCCCCGCCCCGGCCCGCCUGGGCUCCGGCUGGGCACGGGGGGCUCUGGGCACGGAAGGCUCUGGGCACGGGCCCCCCUCCUGCGGCUCCCCCACACACCCACCCGUCCGUGAGGGAGCGGCCGCGCUCCGUCAUCCUCUGCUGCUGGCGGAACCGUGUGGUUAAGCGUGGGUAUCUGCCCCCUGAGCGUGAGCGGCCCCGAGGCCCCGGCGCCCCGGGACCGGCGCUACUGGCUGUAAUGUUCCGGGAAGGAUGCUUUGGGAACGGGCGGGUGCUCCCAAGGGAGAGGCUCCCACCAGAGGAGUGAGGGAAGGGCUGCCACCAGCUGUGCUGACCCCCACUGUGCCCCCAAGCCCUCCCCAGCACACCCUGGCUGGGCCCACUCCCCUGCAUGCGCUUCCCCUGUGGCUGCCCUCACUGACCCCCACAGCAGGAUCUGCCCCCAGCACAGCCGUGCCCAGCCCGUGUCCCAUGCCAGCAGACAGAGGAUGCGGGCAGGGCUGCCUGCAGCAGGCAGCUCCGUGCCCCUUGCCUCACUGCUCUGACAGGAAAAUGCACAGGUAGCGUCCAUUGCACUGCAGGGUGCUGCAGUGUAGCAGCAGAGUCACCACGGGCUCCAGAGCACUGGUGUGGGGCUGCAGUGGUGCUGAGCCCACUGCAGGCUUUAGGUACUGGGAGCAGCCUCAUCCUGUGACCCACCACUACCUGAACACAGGCAGCACGGCAUGAGAAGGGCCAUAAAUCCCAGAGCAGGAGCAGCUGGAGCACGGAGCGACUUUGCCUGUACAGGCAGUGGCACAUUAUUUAAGGCUGCUCUUAAAACCUAAUGUUAGGUUUAAUAAGGGAGAUAAAAACAUGGCAGCAGCUUUCCCUCCUCUCAGGGCUUGGCACUCCCAGCAGUGCUGGUGGGAUGGUCUCAGGCUGGGCAGCAUUCCCUUGGCUCCAUCCCAGAGAACACCCAGUUCUGGGGACAGAUGUGAUCCCGAUCCUGCUGGAGGAGAAGGUGUUAUGUGGGCCACAGAUGCAAAGUCUUUGGCUCCAAACAUUAAGCGUUUGCCCCCACAUGAUUUCCAAAGGACUGGCUCCCCAGGUGGCAGGCUGAACUCUGUGGGGCCACCUCCCCCUUUCCCCCAAGGCUGGCCCUUCCCUGCUGGCACGCAGCAUGUUCAGUGCCCACUUCCCGUGUCAGACGUGUACCAUCUCAUUAGCUCGUCUGUCCCCCAAAGUGAGAAGGGAGAGUGCGUGAGGCCUAAUUGAAUGUAACUAAUUAUUCACUCUGCAAAUGCUCUGUUUAAAUGGGAUUGUGAGGGACAGAAUUACUCAUUCUGAAAAGGGGAGAGAAAGAGAGAAAGACAGAGAUAAAACAAAUAGAGGCGGAUGCUGGAGCUGCAGCUCGCUCUCUCUCCCCAGAAUACCAAUUACCGGAUGAAGUGAUUGUAUAAAUCUUUACCGAGUGAACGGACUGUACUAGUCACUUACUCCUGUCCUCUUAUUAUGAGGAAGCAAUGAAAAAUCAUCCCACUCUCCAGUCCAGUUAAAGAUUCCCAGUUGCUCUCUUGGGCAAUAUCUCACCAGCUGGAGAGCUCGCCCUGGGGCUUUCUCAGGGUGGGGGUCCCACUGAGACAGGGCUGAGCACUUGGCAGGAACCCAUACCCCUCCUGCACCCCCAGCCCUGGGGAGGAGCAGUGGCUGUGCAUGCUCUGGGGAGGUGCAGGACUUCUGCCCUAGCUGGAUCCACCCUGGAACAUGGGGAGACGUGGGCUGGUCAAGGGCCCCAGUGUCACACAUGUGACAGGUCACCCAGGGACCUGGCUCAGUGGCACUCCAGGUCUUGACCCCUCAACUUCCUUGUUCUUCCCUUCUGUGUGCCCUGCCAGGCCCCUGGUGUCCUCCACUGGCCCCUGCAGUGCUCACUGAAAAGGGAGAGCACGGUGCUUCCCAACCUCCUCCCACGCUGCAAUCAAUGUUUCUCACUCAGGGUGUCUCUGCUCCGCUGGUUGCAGAAAUGCACUUAUUGGCAGUGACCUCCAUCACUCUUGCCUGCCAUGUCUUUUAAUCCCAGAUCCCUCCAAACACCUACAUUUCUGUUCUCAGUAGUGGUGUGGGAUGGGAGAGGAGGUCCUGGCCCUGCAGAACUGGGAAAGCUGACAGAGUCCCCCUGCACCCUGCCAUCAGUAGGGAGCACCCACAUUCUGGGGCCCUGCUGCAUGAGCUGGUGAGGACCCAGCCAGUCCCAUACUUCCUACAGGCAGCCCCAGACCCCCCUCACCACCAGGCAUCAGCAUGCCAGGGGCUGGGGACAAAGACCACCUGGUCUCAACAUCCUGCAGCCAGAAUCAGAGAUCCCCUGGGACCCUGCAGGUGCUAUUCCAGGGAAGCCACAGGAGUUGUGUGGUGGAUUCACUGUGGGAAAACAGGCUGGGCACAGGUCAGUGACAAGAGGGUAAAGCCUCCAGUCUGUCCUGCCUUGUCCUGGUUGGGGAUUUGAUUGUUGCCAGCAGCAAGUUUCCAUGCACUGAAGAUGUGCGUGUGUGGGUGUGAGGGAGAGAUAACAUCAUCAUCGUCAUAACAAAUGCAGCUGUGCAGCUCCACUCUCUGCUUAUUGGCUUUCUUCUCUUUAUCUAUAAAUAAUUGCGGGGACACAAUAGACUUUUAAGUCUGCCAAAGAGUUUGUCUCCCUCCAGCAACCGUAUUGCUACAGUGCUGCCACCUUAUCUGCUUGUAGAAAGAUGAGGGUGGGAAAAAUAUUUACUGUCAGGGAUAUUUGUCAUCUGCAAAUUACCUCUGCCUACAGUUCGCAGCAGGGAUGGGACUGACAGCGCCAAUCUGUGCUGUGGGAGUGUGAGCACAGGGGGUCUCCACACUGCCCCAGACCCACCUGAGCCGAGUCCCAUUAGCUGGUGGGGCUGGCAGCAGUGAGCUGGCACGCCCACCAUGUGUGCAAAGCCACAGGGAUGAGGCUGAACCAGGUGCCUAACAAGUGGCUUGACACAGAGGAUCACCUUGAUGGGACUGGGACAUUAGGCUCUGAGGUUUGAGCCCCUCCCCAAGCACAGGCCUGCACCCCCAGGCUGUGCAGCAGCCCCCAGCACAGCAGCCCCGGCCACUGACCACUGUGAGAGCCCCAGGCCUUGCUGUUCAUCUGCAAAGAACGAAAG